GCGCAACCGCAACCUCAAGCGCAGUCCUGUCUGCUUCCGAAACGUUGAGAUGGUGAAGAAGUAAAGGAAGGAUGCCUUAAACGUGCGUUUUAGAGAGAGAAAACAAAACCAAACAAACAAACAAGUCAGAAUCUCUUCUCUUCUCUUUCUCUAUCGUAACUCUCUUCUCUGCUCUCAGAUCUUCCAAAACCCUCCUUUCCUUCAUUACUAAAAUCACUUCUCUUCAAAGAUUCUUUUUCUCUUUCUUUCUCAGCCUCCACUUCUUUUUUCUUUCCCGCGCCCUCCAACCGCUUCUUGCUCCGUUUUUCCCUUCCCGCAUUUCAUCUCACUUGCAUUUUCCGCUCCGUACGGAAUUGUUGUCCACUCUGCAAUUAUUUUCCGGGAAAAACAGAGCAUUCUCCCGAUGACAGUAACAUUUUUGUGAGGAAGUGAAGAAAAAUGGACGAUAGAGGCGGUUCCUUCGUCGCCGUGAGAAGAAUUUCGCAGGGUCUUGAUCGAAGCAACACGUGCCAUUCAAGUUCCGCUGAGUUUGUGACAGGAUCAACAGCAUGGCUUGGCAGAGGUCUGUCCUGUGUCUGUGCACAGAGAAGAGAAAGCGAUGCCAGACCCUCUUUUGAUUUAACUCCGGCCCAGGAGGAGUGCUUGCAGAGGCUACAGAAUCGCAUUGAUAUUCCAUAUGAUGGUUCUAUCCCUGAGCACCAGGAUGCCCUAAGAGCUUUAUGGAGUGCUGCAUUUCCUGAAGAAGAACUCCAUGGUUUGAUUUCUGAGCAGUGGAAGAACAUGGGCUGGCAAGGGAAGGAUCCAUCAACAGAUUUUAGGGGUGGUGGUUUCAUAUCAUUGGAGAAUUUGUUGUUUUUUGCUAGGAAUUUCCCGGUUUUACCAGACACAUUUUUUGCGUUUCUUUUAGACCCUAAUUCCCCAAGGAAAUCUUUUCAAGACCUUUUACGGAAGCAGGAAGGAGAUCGGUCAGUGUGGGAAUAUCCAUUUGCUGUUGCUGGUGUUAACAUCACAUUCAUGCUUAUUCAGAUGCUGGAUCUUGAAGCAGUCAAACCUCGGACACUGGUGGGAGCAACUUUCCUAAAAUUUCUUGCAGAAAAUGAUUCAGCUUUUGAUCUUCUCUAUUGCAUAACAUUCAAGAUGAUGGAUCAACAAUGGCUUUCUAUGCGUGCUUCAUAUAUGGAUUUUAAUACAGUAAUGAAGUCUACUCGCCGUCAGCUGGAGAAAGAGCUUCUGCUUGAAGACAUAAUGCGGCUAGAAGAUGUACCCUCAUACAAACUUCUCACACGAUAGUUGUUGAUACUUACUCCAAGCCUACUAGUUUUAACCACAAGGUUGUACUUGAUGUGAUGCUACCCCUUAUAAUUUCGAUUCCUUCCAAUUCGGCUUUUAACCUUCUAACAAGACUGAGGUGAGCCUAAGUAUGAUAUCAUCAAGGUUCUGGAGUCAGCAGUUGAGCUUUUAAUCUAGUUGGAGUAUAAUAUUGUGGGUGGGACAAACUGCCAGGGGAGUCUGAAAUGUAGGUUUGCUUGGUACCAAAAAAGAUUAGAUUGUAAUGAAUUGUGGUUUGCCUAUAUAUUUCCUCAAUGUCCAUCAAUGGGCAAAUAUAGCUUGCAGUAUUGUAAUUCAGGCAGUUUGUACCCUUUUUUCUGGUCUACAGGCAGGUGUACCUAAGUAGGUAGAUUCUGCCUGGGCCUUGUUUGUGGAGGAAUUGAUAUACUGCAUAUUGUUGUUUGAGUAAGAUUUAAUGUUUGAGUUGAUGAAUAGUUCCUUAA
Molecule: messenger RNA, 1772 nt
Organism: Glycine soja
Lineage: Eukaryota; Viridiplantae; Streptophyta; Magnoliopsida; Fabales; Fabaceae
Product: ELMO domain-containing protein A-like
Exons: 10
Coding region: 439-1290 (283 amino acids)
Source: RefSeq, a predicted model, not a curated record